Molecule: messenger RNA, 1983 nt
Organism: Thermothielavioides terrestris NRRL 8126
Lineage: Eukaryota; Fungi; Ascomycota; Sordariomycetes; Sordariales; Chaetomiaceae
Exons: 2
Coding region: 173-1672 (499 amino acids)
Biological process (GO): transmembrane transport
Molecular function (GO): transmembrane transporter activity
Source: RefSeq, a predicted model, not a curated record
GGAGAGUUGACAUACCGCAGUACUCAGCACGUGCCUUUGCAGUUAAGGCUGAGCAGAUGAGAACCGUACCUCUAGGUUUCGUGGCAGCAAUGAGGUGUUGUGAGACUCAGCUGUCGUCUAACUUGAUUCAUUGCUCAUUAACGUUGGUUGAUUUCCCCCCAGCUUCGGCAAGAUGAGGGCGGCAGACGAGGACGACGGCUCGAAAGAUGCCACCGAGCAAACACCGCUGCUGACAAACCGAGACCCGGUCCCGGAGAGCGAGCCCGGCGAGCAGCAGGUAGACGGCGCCAACGACGAUGAUGAGGUUGCGGACAAGCCGUUUCCCGUGUGGCAGGUGGUCGUGCUCUGCUAUGCCCGUUGGGUCGAGCCGGUUGCAUACUUCUCCAUCUUCCCCUACAUCAACGAGAUGGCCCAGGAGAAUGGCAACCUGGCCGACACCGACUUCGGCUUCUACAGCGGCAUGAUCGAGUCGCUCUUCUCGCUGACCCAGAUGGUGGUCAUGAUCCUGUGGGGCAAGGCCGCCGACCGCUUCGGCCGCAAGCCCGUGCUCGUCCUGUCGCUGGUCGGCGUCUCCCUCGCCACCGUCCUGUUCGGCAUGGCCAAGACCAUAUGGGAGAUGGUGCUCUACCGCAGUCUCGCCGGUGUCUUCGCUGGCACGGUCGUCACUAUCCGCACCAUGCUCGCCGAGCUCAGCACCUCCAAGACGCAGGCCCGCGCCUUCAGCUGGUUCGCCUUCGCCAGCAAUCUAGGCAUCUUGUUUGGGCAGCUCAUCGGCGGUGCGCUCGCUAGCCCGGCCCGGCUAUAUCCCGGCGUCUUCGGAAAUCUCCGUUUUUUUAUUGAUUAUCCUUACGCCCUGCCUAAUCUGGCCGUCGGUCUCAUCGGCCUCUCUGCCGUCGCCGUCACGGCUAUCUUCGUGGAGGAGACGCUGGUCAAGCGCCCAACCGGUGACGGCAGCCCAGAAGCCGCAGGCCCCGGACCACAAGAACUGUCCACCGUGGAGUUGGCCAAGUCGCCGGGUGUCCCGCUCGUCCUGUACACGUAUGGCCACAUCAUGCUCCUAGCCUUCUCCUACACUGCCAUCGUCCCCGUGUUCUGGUACACCAAAGUCCACCUCGGCGGCUUGGGCUUCACGCCGCUGCAGAUCUCGCUCAUGAUGGCUCUCACGGGAUUCUCGCAAUCAGUCUGGAUCCUCUUCGUCUUCCCACCGCUGCACCACCGCAUCGGCACCAACGGCGUACUCAAGGCGUGCGCGACCGCGUACCCCUUCUUCUUCGCCUUCUGUCCGUUGCUCAGCCUCCUCUUGCGCGCCGACACGCCGUCGACCACGAUGGUCUUCUGGAUCGCCGCGCCCAUCCUGCUGUCUCUCGGGUGCGGCGUCGCGAUAUCGUUCACGGCCAUCCAGCUGGCGCUCAACAACGUCUCGCCCAGCCCGGCCACGCUGGGCUCGCUGAAUGGGCUCGCUCUAGCCAUCACCAGCGGCGUGAGGUCGUUCUCGCCCGCGCUGUUUUCCAGCCUGUUUGCGCUCGGCGCGCGCAGCCAGCUGCUGGGGGGUUAUGCCAUCUGGGUGUUGAUGGUGCUGCUUGCGCUCGGCUUUACGGUUGUUAGCCGGUACAUGCCGGACUAUGAUGAGAUGAAGCGACGUAGGGAGAGGGCCGAGGCUGCGGCGAGAUAGAGAUUGGUUAUGGACGGCCUGGUAAAGGGGUUGAAUAGAUGGCCGCAUUUUUCUCUUCUCUCUCCCUCUUUCUUUCCUUCUUUUUACGUAUGUAUUUAGGUACUUUUUAACCCUGAUGCUGGGUAGGCGCAAUUGAGAAUAUAGAAUAAGUUCUGAUAGCUAUUCAAACCCGGUUGAGACAACAGGGCAAGAGUUGACAAGUCAUUUACUUAGUGGCGUCGUUGGUAAGGCGGGACCGGUGAGGCUGGGAACGAGCAAUGGCAGCACAUCAACUGAGCUGUCACUGCCUUGAGGUACCUACCUAAGGUACG